Falco peregrinus (peregrine falcon) is the source of this 1645-nucleotide messenger RNA. It is a transcript of the gene SNORC, whose product is annotated as secondary ossification center associated regulator of chondrocyte maturation. The record is from RefSeq and is a predicted model, not a curated record. Bases 1248 to 1616 code for a protein of 122 amino acids. Gene Ontology annotation, cellular component: cell periphery. Gene Ontology annotation, biological process: cartilage development. The transcript has 5 exons. Lineage: Eukaryota; Metazoa; Chordata; Aves; Falconiformes; Falconidae.
CUAAAACUGACCCAAAACUCGACUUGCAUCAGUUUUCAUCAAGCAACAACAAGCAAAUACACAGGAUGUGGAACAACAACUGCUGCUUUAUUUCUUCCCUGGUGAGGAAUACCGCUCAGCUGGGGAGCAGGAAAGGAACAAUUCAUCGAUCGCUGAAUGAAAAUGCAGAAAUGCAAGCAGGGAAAAUGUGCAAUAAUUUGUCGAAUCCUGAGGACCUUGCUUGGCUUCUGAGAGUCUGUAGGUAACGGACCAGUGGGGAAGAUGUUGUUCUUAAUAUUUUAAUAUUCUGGCUUCUGUGUUUAGUACAAAGGUAAGAUACUGGUGUGUUCAGUUGCGUGCUCAGGUGACUGCCGUGUCGCCUUCUGUGACAGACAGGGCCCGUUUCUAUAGUGAAGGUCAUUUGGAUCAAUAGUGAUGGGGGAAAAAUAGGAGCUACAGCUUUUUUAUAUAUUUUUUACAUAUUUAUGCACUUCCGGGUUCUUCUCAGACAGAAUGUGAACCGGGAAGGCUGAUGGGGCUUUGAUCCAAGUUUGACGGAUGAUGUCAAGUUUGGUGUUAGAGAUGUCUGAGGUUUCUUCUGAGCGCAUUCCAGCAGGGUGCUUCCUCACUUGCCAUUUCAUUGCAGGGAUGGUGCUCAGCCCUCUUCGUUUUUCCUUCAUUUUUCCUGCUUCCCCUGGCAGCCAGGCAAAUUCUUUUGCAAAGCAGCAAGCAGAAUGAUUUAAAAGGGCACCUGAGUUGUAUCUGCCUGUCAGAGGAAGCCAAAAACCAAAGAGAACUUUUAGCAGAAAAAUCUGAAAUUCAGGACAAAACUACUCGUGUCGUAUUUUCAGAGUGUAAGGAACUGACGUUGGGGGUGUUUAUAUACUUGAUUACACCUUUUUCUGAAUGCAAACGGUGAAGUAUUUCACCUCACGUUAACUUAAAAAAAAAAAAUAAUCCUAAUUAAGUUCUUCUGUCCUCUGACAGUAAGCUGGAGUGUUCCCACCUUUAAACGCUUCAUCCUUUCCCAAGUCUCUUGUUGGUGCAAAUGUGACCUGAAACAAGCCUCGGUUUUCUCUGCUGGGAACUUUUCACGAGCCCACUUGGAGGGAAGGGACAGAGUGGCAGAGGUUGCAGGAGGAGGCAGGGGGUGUGCAGGUUGGAUCCGAGGAGGAUGCUGGCCUUGCCUGACAAAGUGAAAUUUCCAAGUUGUAUCGUACUUUGAAGAGCUUUAAGAAUUCCUGCUGACGCUUUUCCUGAGGGAAGCCAUGACCUGCCACAGAGUCCUUCACCUGGUCCUGCUAAUGCUGUGCGGCACCUUGGUUCCUGCUGUGCUGGCAGCAGAGUACCCGCAGGGCCCUGUCCCCACCCUCUGGAACGAGCCGCCCGAGCUGCCCUCCGGAGCUGGCCCCUUCGACGCCGCCACCACCACAGCCCGGCUCUCAGACACCACCGCCUUCCCCCCAUACACCUCCGAGCUGGAGCCCGAGGACACCACCCACCUGCACCGGCUGGACGCGGGAGACGGCUCGCUGGGGCCCGGAGCUAUCGGUGCCAUUGUCAUUGCCUCCCUCCUGGGUACAUCUGUGCUUGUGGCCUUGGUCGUCAUCACGCUGAGAAAGUUCUCGGCCUCCUGAACUCAAUAAAAGAUUUUUGUGUAACACAA